AUGGCGCCGCUCGGCCAGACGAUCGCUGUGAUUGACAAGUCCGGCAAGGUUGUUAGCACGAGUAAACAACUCUUCGGCGUUUUCAGUCAAGCAAAAGCUGCAUAUCGCGAACGCAAGGCCCAUUUUGACUCGGAGCGCAAUGCCAAGAUUGCGGAGCAGCAAGCACUGCAAGCUCUCGCCACCUUCCAGAUUGAAGACUCCCCAUCAGUAGCACCAUCACGGCGAAGUCGCGCCUCGAGGUCACGACAUCAAUCAAGUCGUAGUGUGCACCAUCGCCGUCCCCCUUCUCGGUACGAGCAAGAUUUGCAUUCCAGUGCGUCGAGACCCGAAUCGGCCUUUGAAGCGCCAACGGGGCUUCCCCGCAGACAUACCCAUCAUGAGGUCGCACUUCGCCAGCCUGAGGCAAGACCAACAACUGCCCGCUCCAAAUCCGAUGCUCACAUUGAUAUGGAUCUUGCAUAUGGUGAUGCUCACCCGGUCGCGCUAGCGAAGUAUAGCCCGGCGGUGGAGAAUGGGGAUGAUCAAAAGCAGCUGGACGGCCUGGUAACUCGGGCGCAGUGGCUUUUGGAAGAAGCGCAUUGUAUGCAGCAUAGUGCUACCGCCACUAUCGCUCAUCUCCAGAAAAACCCCGAUGCGAUGGCUGCGGUCGCUCUCACUCUGGCGGAAAUCAGCAAUGUCGCCGGCAAAAUGGCACCAACGGCGCUUACUGCAUUCAAGUCCGCUGCUCCGGCAAUUUGGGCCCUACUAGCAAGCCCACAAUUCUUGAUCGCUGCUGGUCUCGGACUGGGAGUGACAGUAGUCAUGUUUGGAGGAUACAAGAUCAUCAAGAAGAUCCAGUCAGGAGCCACUGGAAUUACCCAAGAGCCGACUGUCGUGGGUCCAGACGAGGAGGAAGAGAUGGAAGAGUUGAUGGAGCUCAAUGUGGAAUCGGGCAGCCGUGUUGAAAUGUGGAGGCGCGGCGUUGCAGACGUUGAAGCCGUCAGCAUGGGAACAUCAGUAGACGGUGAGUUCAUUACUCAGCGAGCAGCCGCAUUGUCUGGAAUCGACGUGACCACAGCGCGCAUGGAGAGAGAUCCACGCUUCAAAUUCGAUGAUGAGACUUCGGUGGUCUCAUCCCGUCGGUCUCGUCGGUCGCGCACAUCCAGAUCACAUGCACGCGCGUCCUCAGAGGGGCACUCCAAGAGGGAGUCCAAGUCUGCUCCUAAGAGUUCUGCGGGAAUGUUCUCCAGAUCAACCAGAGAGCCAUCAAAGGCACCCAGCCGAGCACCGAGCCGAGCUCCAAGUCAAGCCCCAAGCAAAGCCCCGAGCAGAUCUUCAAGCAGAGCGCCUAGUAGAGCGCCUUCUAAGUCUGGCACUCCUGUGUCAGAAAAAGAGAAGCGGCCGAAGGAGAAGAAGAAAGGCCCAAGCCGCUUACGUCUGAUGUUCACUGCUUGA
Molecule: messenger RNA, 1434 nt
Organism: Penicillium pulvis
Lineage: Eukaryota; Fungi; Ascomycota; Eurotiomycetes; Eurotiales; Aspergillaceae
Exons: 2
Coding region: 1-1434 (477 amino acids)
Source: RefSeq, a predicted model, not a curated record